AUGGCUUUAGCCGGGCUCUGCGCCCUGCUCGCCUGCUGCUGGGGGCCGGCGGCGGUGCUGGCUACGGCCGCCGGCGACGUGGACCCAUCCAAGGAGCUGGAGUGCAAGCUCAAGAGCAUCACGGUGUCGGCGCUGCCCUUCCUGCGCGAGAACGACCUGAGCAUCAUGCACAGCCCCUCGGCCUCCGAGCCCAAGCUCCUCUUCUCGGUGCGCAACGACUUCCCGGGAGAAAUGGUCGUGGUGGACGACCUGGAAAACACGGAGCUGCCCUACUUCGUGCUGGAGAUCUCAGGGAACACAGAGGACAUCCCUCUGGUGCGCUGGAGACAGCAAUGGCUGGAGAACGGCACUUUGCUUUUUCACAUUCAUCACCAAGAUGGUGCCCCCAGUCUCCCUGGACAAGACCCAACGGAAGAACCCCAACAUGAGUCAGCAGAAGAGGAACUGAGGAUCCUGCAUAUCUCAGUCAUGGGUGGCAUGAUUGCUCUGCUGCUGUCCAUCUUGUGCCUGGUGAUGAUCCUAUACACUCGCCGGCGCUGGUGCAAGCGCCGCAGGGUGCCCCAGCCCCAGAAGAGUGCCAGUGCCGAGGCGGCCAACGAGAUUCACUACAUUCCCUCUGUGCUGAUCGGCGGGCACGGACGGGAGAGUCUGCGCAAUGCCCGCGUGCAGGGCCACAACUCCAGUGGCACCCUGAGCAUCCGGGAGACCCCCAUCCUGGACGGCUAUGAGUACGACAUCACAGACCUGCGCCACCACCUGCAGAGGGAGUGCAUGAACGGAGGGGAGGACUUCGCCAGCCAGGUCACCCGCACCCUGGACUCCCUGCAGGGCUGCAACGAAAAGGCAGGGAUGGACCUCACCCCAGGAAGCGACAAUGCCAAGCUAUCGCUGAUGAACAAGUACAAGGAUAACAUCAUUGCCACCAGCCCCGUGGACUCCAACCACCAGCAGGCCACUCUGCUCUCGCAUACCUCCAGCAGCCAGAGAAAGCGGAUCAACAACAAGGCAAGAGCUGGUUCUGCCUUCCUGAACCCUGAAGGAGAUUCUGGCCCCGAGACAGAAAACGACCCCCAGCUGACCUUCUACACCGACCCCUCGCGGAGCCGGAGGCGCAGCAGAGUGGGCUCUCCCCGAAGUCCUGUGAAUAAGACCACCUUGACGCUGAUCAGCAUCACCAGCUGUGUGAUCGGCCUCGUGUGCUCCUCCCAUGUCAGCUGCCCCCUCGUUGUCAAAAUCACCCUGCACGUCCCCGAGCACCUGAUCGCCGAUGGGAGCCGCUUCAUCCUGCUGGAGGGGAGCCAGCUGGAUGCCAGUGACUGGUUGAACCCAGCUCAAGUGGUGCUCUUCUCUCAACAGAACUCCAGUGGGCCCUGGGCCAUGGACCUCUGUGCCCGGCGGCUCCUGGACCCCUGUGAACACCAAUGUGACCCCGAAACUGGUAGGCAGGAGCACCGGGCAGCGGGGGAAUGCCUCUGCUACGAAGGUUACAUGAAGGAUCCAGUACACAAGCACCUUUGCAUUCGGAAUGAAUGGGGCACAAACCAGGGGCCUUGGCCUUACACAAUAUUUCAGCGGGGCUUUGACCUGGUUCUGGGAGAACAGCCUUCUGAUAAAAUAUUCAGAUUCACCUACACCCUUGGGGAGGGCAUGUGGCUGCCCCUCAGCAAGAGCUUUGUGAUCCCACCGGCUGAACUGGCCAUUAACCCUUCCGCGAAGUGUAAGACGGACAUGACAGUGAUGGAGGAUGCUGUGGAGGUCAGAGAGGAGCUGAUGACCUCGUCCUCCUUUGACAGCCUGGAGGUUCUGCUGGAUUCCUUUGGGCCAGUGCGCGACUGCAGCAAGGAUAACGGGGGCUGCAGUAAGAACUUCCGCUGCAUCUCAGACCGCAAGCUGGACUCCACUGGUUGUGUGUGCCCGUCCGGACUGAGCCCCAUGAAGGACAGCUCUGGCUGCUAUGACCGCCACAUUGGGGUGGACUGUUCAGACGGCUUCAACGGCGGCUGCGAGCAGCUGUGUCUCCAGCAGAUGGCGCCCUUCCCGGACGACCCCGCCUUGUACAACAUCCUCAUGUUCUGCGGGUGCAUCGAGGAUUACAAGCUCGGUUUGGAUGGUCGCUCUUGCCAACUCAUCAUGGAGACCUGCCCGGAGGGAGGAGACUGUGGGGAAAGCAGGGAGGUUCCCAUGAACCAGACCCUCUUUGGGGAGAUGUUCUUUGGUUACAACAACCAUUCCAAGGAAGUGGCUGCAGGACAAGUGCUGAAAGGAACAUUCAGGCAAAACAACUUUGCUCGAGGUUUAGACCAGCAACUGCCAGAUGGUCUUGUGGUGGCCACUGUCCCCCUGGAGAAUCAGUGCCUGGAGGAAAUCUCGGAGCCCACCCCCGACCCCGAGUUCCUGACUGGGAUGGUGAACUUCAGUGAGGUGUCUGGAUACCCCGUGUUGCAGCACUGGAAGGUCCGGUCUGUGAUGUACCACAUCAAACUCAACCAAGUGGCGGUCUCUCAGGCCCUCAGCAAUGCGCUCCACUCCCUGGAUGGGUCUACAUCGCGUGGGGAUUUUGUGGCCUUGUUGGACCAGUUUGGCAACCAUUACAUCCAGGAAGCUAUCUAUGGCUUUGAGGAGUCCUGUUCCAUCUGGUACCCAAACAAGCAGGUGCAGCGGCGACUCUGGCUGGAGUAUGAGGACAUCAGCAAAGGCAACUCCCCAUCCGACGAGUCAGAGGAGCGGGAAAGAGACCCGAAGGUGCUGACGUUCCCAGAAUACAUCGCCAGCCUGUCAGAGUCUGGCACCAAGCGCAUGGCGGCAGGAGUCCGCAUGGAAUGCCAGAGCAAAGGACGAUGCCCCUCAUCCUGCCCCCUGUGUCAUGUGACAUCCAGCCCUGACACUCCUGCUGAGCCAGUUCUGCUGGAGGUGACCAGAGCAGCCCCCAUCUAUGAACUGGUGACCAACAACCAGACCCAGAGGCUCUUGCAGGAGGCCACCAUGAGCUCACUCUGGUGCUCAGGGACUGGAGAUGUCAUCGAGGACUGGUGUCGAUGCGACUCCACAGCUUUUGGAGCGGAUGGACUCCCCACCUGUGCACCUCUCCCACAGCCUGUGCUGAGACUCUCCACAGUUCAUGAGCCCAGCAGCACCCUCGUGGUCCUAGAGUGGGAACACUCAGAGCCUCCAAUCGGGGUGCAGAUUGUAGAUUACCUCAUCCGUCAGGAAAAGGUCACUGACAGGAUGGACCACUCCAAAGUGGAGACAGAAACAGUACUGAGCUUUGUGGACGACAUCAUCUCUGGAGCAAAGUCUCCUUGUGCCAUGCCUGCUCAGGUGCCAGACAAGCAGCUCACCACUAUCUCUCUGAUCAUUCGAUGCCUGGAACCGGACACCAUCUACAUGUUCACCCUGUGGGGAGUGGACAACACCGGACGGCGCUCCAGGCCCAGCGACGUGAUCGUGAAGACCCCCUGCCCUGUGGUGGAUGAUGUCAAGGCCCAGGAAAUAGCAGACAAGAUCUACAAUCUCUUCAAUGGCUAUACCAGUGGGAAGGAGCAACAGACGGCCUAUAACACCCUCCUGGAUCUGGGUUCCCCUACCCUACAUCGAGUCCUCUACCACUAUAACCAGCACUAUGAGAGUUUUGGAGAAUUCACCUGGCGGUGUGAGGACGAAUUAGGCCCCAGGAAAGCUGGCCUCAUCCUUUCCCAGCUGGGGGAGCUCAGCAGUUGGUGCAAUGGCCUCCUUCAGGAACCCAAGAUAAGUUUGCGACGAGGCUCCCUUAAGUACCUGGGCUGCCGCUACAGCGAGAUCAAGCCCUAUGGACUCGACUGGUCAGAGCUCAGCCGGGACCUCAGGAAGACAUGUGAAGAGCAGACCCUGAGCGUCCCUUACAACGACUAUGGGGACAGCAAAGACAUCUAGCACCACGAGGCCAGACGUGGCUGCCAAAAGGAAGCAGGAAGCGAGGAGAGGAACAUCUGGGUUGGUCUGUGGAUUUUUAGUAUUUUUUAA
This is a messenger RNA of Callorhinus ursinus (northern fur seal), 3999 nucleotides long. The record is from RefSeq and is a predicted model, not a curated record. NCBI's taxonomy places the organism in Eukaryota, Metazoa, Chordata, Mammalia, Carnivora, Otariidae.